AUGGGCCCCAGUACCGCCUCCUCAUGCUGCUGCCAGGCUCGUAAUCUGUCAUGCGCCCCUGUACCGCCUCCUCAUGCUGCUGCCAGGUCCAGAGUGUGUCAUGGGCCCCCGUACCGACUCCUCAUGCUGCAUGCCAGGCCCGUAAUCUGUCAUGGGGCCCCUGUACCGCCUCCUCAUGCUGCUGCCAGGUCCAGAGUGUGUCAUGGGUCCCUGUACGGGCCUCCCAUUGCUGCUGCCAGGCCCGUAAUCUGCCAUGGGCCCCCGUACCAACUCCUCAUGCUGCUCCCAGGCCCGUAAUAUGUCAUGGGCCCCUGUUACCGCCUCCUCAUGCUGCUGCCAGGUCCAGAGUGUGUCAUGGGUCCCUGUACGGCCUCCCAUUGCUGCUGUCUCCAUCGCCACACUCUGCCAUGUGCCACUUUCAGGUCUCCUCACACUGCUGGUGGUUUCCAUUUUUGUCAUAGGGUGCUGUA
Molecule: messenger RNA, 470 nt
Organism: Staurois parvus
Lineage: Eukaryota; Metazoa; Chordata; Amphibia; Anura; Ranidae
Source: the annotation of a GenBank genome assembly